Dryobates pubescens (Downy woodpecker) is the source of this 1056-nucleotide messenger RNA. It is a transcript of the gene GSTZ1, whose product is annotated as glutathione S-transferase zeta 1. The record is from RefSeq and is a predicted model, not a curated record. The transcript has 9 exons. Lineage: Eukaryota; Metazoa; Chordata; Aves; Piciformes; Picidae. Gene Ontology annotation, molecular function: glutathione transferase activity; maleylacetoacetate isomerase activity. Bases 68 to 715 code for a protein of 215 amino acids. Gene Ontology annotation, biological process: L-phenylalanine catabolic process; glutathione metabolic process. Gene Ontology annotation, cellular component: mitochondrion; cytoplasm.
CAGGUGCCUUUAAAAGGAAAGCAAAAAGGUUGGUUUUAGUUUGUGGAGUAGACUGCAUACACUGACCAUGGCAUCUGAAAAGCCGAUCCUUUAUAGCUACUUUCGAAGUUCCUGCUCAUGGAGAGUGAGAAUCGCACUUGCUCUGAAAGGGAUUUCCUAUGACCUGGUGCCAGUCAACCUCCUGAAGGAUGGGGGGCAGCAGUUUUCUGCUGAAUUCAAGGCAAUUAACCCAAUGCAGCAAGUCCCAGCCUUGAAAAUUGAUGGCAUCACCCUUUCUCAGUCACUAGCUAUACUUCAUUACCUAGAGGACACCCAUCCUAACCCCAGGCUCCUGCCCCAGGAUCCAAAGAAAAGAGCCCAAGUCAGAAUGAUUGCUGAACACAUCGUCUCUGGCAUUCAGCCACUCCAGAACCUGAGCAUCCUGAAUCAAAUGGGGGAGAAAAAAAUGGAAUGGGCUCAGAACUGCAUCACAUCUGGCUUUAAAGCGCUGGAGCAGAUUCUGCAGCACACUGCUGGGCGCUACUGUGUGGGGGAUGAAGUUUCCAUGGCUGAUCUGUGCUUGGUACCUCAAGUUUUCAAUGCUGAAAGGUACAAAGUAGAUAUGGGUCCAUAUCCUACAAUAACCAGAAUAAACAAAGCUCUCCUGGAGUUAGAGGCAUUCAAAGUAAGCCACCCAUCCCGGCAGCCAGAUACUCCUGCAGAGCUGCGAGCUUGAAGCCCUUCUACUCAUUAAAUCAAGUAAGGUGGCAAAGAAAACAGGUACAGCUUGAGUAGGACUUCAGUGCCAGCAGGAAGCCCUAGUACCAUUGUCUCACUUUCAUCUGAGUGGGAAGACAGACAGAGGAUCUGGAAGUAGCCUGGAUGGGAUGCUUGGUGCCAUGGUUUAGUUGAUUAGAUAGUGUUGGAUGAUAGGUUGGACUCGAUCUCAAAGGUCUUUUCCAACCUGGUUAAUUCUAUUCUAGGCCUGUGCUGGAAAGUUUGCAGCUAUUUCUGACUAUAUUUUUUUCUAUCUGAUGUAUCUCCAUGAAACAAUUAAAGCAGAAGUAUCCAUAAUUA